CUUGACUAGCUUGACGCAGGUCUGAGGCCUUGUGUGUUUUCAACGCAGGGAGAGCCAAGAAGAAAGAUGGCGUCGUUAGGCGACCCGGAGCGGGACACCGGCCAUUCACUUUGAGCUUUCCGCCCGAAAUUGGAGACGGUGGGCCCGUGGGAACUUUUGCAUGACCCCGCCUAGUGUUUCCUUCUCGCGGCUCCGAGAUUGAAGCGGAAAAGAAGAGGCGCGCUCCUCCAAUGCGGGGCAGGCGAGGAAGGCCGCCCAAACUGGCGGCUGGGAUGCGGGAGGGCUCGUCCGGGCCGACCCGCGGCUCUCGGAGCGGACGGAGCAGAGGGACCCGGGGACGAGGACGGGGCAGAGGACGGGGCUUCAGCGAGGUGGAGGCGGACAUAUCCGGCCGAGAGAACUUGCAUUUGUCCCGGGGCCGCAAGAAAGUUGCAGCCGCCGCUGAGGCAUCGCGGGGCCGGGGAAGCAGAGGCCGAGGCAGGGGGUCGAGAGGCGGAGCGAGGCGGCCUGCGAUCAAGGUGGUGUACGACGACAACAGCGACGAGGAGGACGACAACUUGAGCUACCGAUCGGAGGAGGAGGACGAACUCCUCAACGACAACCCGUCGGAAGACGAGGAGGCCUUGCUGGGGAUGGACUCUGACUUCGUGGAGGAAGAGGAUGAGGACGAGGAAGAGGACGUGGACGAGGACGAGGAUGAGGAGGGCAGCUACUGCACGGACAGCAGUGCGGGGAGCCCCAGCACGCCAGGCAGACGAAGGAGUCUAGUGGUACAGGAGCAGUCCCCUGUCUUCGAGCCGCAAGACAUUCCCUCGUUGGAUCUUCCCAAGUCCUCCGAGGACCUCCCGGUUCCUACCUCCCAGCUCCUCAACGUGUCGGCCGUCUACGAGGUUCUCCGCAACUUCGGCACGGUGCUGCGGCUCUCCCCUUUUCGCUUUGAAGACUUCUGCGCGGCGGUGGCCAGCCAGGAGCAGUGCAUGCUGCUGGCAGAGACACACAUCUCCUUACUCAAGGCUAUUCUCAGAGAGGAGGACACUUCCAAUACCACUUUUGGGCCUGCUGACGUGAAGGAUUCUGUUAAUUCAACGCUCUAUUUUGUGGACGGUAUGACCUGGCCGGAGGUUUUGAGGGCGUACUGCGAGAGCGAUGCGGAAUACCGCCACGUUCUGCCUUUGCAGGAAGGGGAAGAUUACCCCUUUGAACCGUUGGAAAGUAAAAUCAAAGUUCUCCAGUUUCUAGUGGACCAGUUUCUGGCGACCAACAUCGCUAGGGAAGAGCUCAUGUCAGAAGGCGUGGUGGCCUAUGACGACCACUGCCGGGUGUGCCACCGCCUUGGCGACCUGCUGUGCUGCGAGACCUGCGCAGCCGUUUACCACUUGGAGUGUGUGAAGCCGCCGCUGCAGGAAGUUCCCGAAGACGAGUGGCAGUGCGAGGUGUGCGUGGCCCACAAGGUGCCCGGUGUGGCCGACUGCAUCCCUGAGGUACAGAAGACGAGACCAUUCCUCCGGCAGCUGCCCGUCGGCUUUGACCGACACCGCCGCAAAUACUGGUUCCUGAAUCGCCGCGUUGUCGUAGAAGAGGAUGGUGAGCAGGAGGACAAAGCCAUCUGGUACUACAGCACCAAGGUCCAGCUGGCUGAGCUCAUCAACUGCUUGGAUAAGGAAUACUGGGAGGCCAACCUCUAUGCCGCUCUUGAAGAAAUUCGAGAUGAGGUGCAUGUUCACAUGGACAUCACAGAGGACCUCACCAACAAGGCUCGGGGCAACAACAGGUGUUUCCUCACCGUCGCUAACGAGGAGAUCCUGGAGCGUCUGCGGGCCAAGAAGGAAGAGGAGCUGCAGGAAAUAAAGAGGCGGGCUGCUGAGGAGGCCCUCAAAGCUCGUCUGGAGCAGCUGAAAGAUGAGGGGGAGCAGGUGGACGUGGCGAAAGACCACCAAGACGCCAAGUUGAAUGAAGGCGAAGGACAUCAGGACGUCGACGUCAAAGAAGCGGCCGAGAUGGAUGACAAGGAGACGAAUGGCGACGUGGAGGAAGAGAAGAAACAUGUUGUCACUGCUGAAGUAGAAAAUGCAUCAUCCGAAUGUGUUCCUGCGAGUGGCGACGAUGUCCCGAGUCUGAGCCACCCCAGCCAGGUGAUGGAGGAGAACAGUAACAGCAGCAUGGUCCCACCCAGGGACCCUGAACUCCCUGACCUGGCCGACAAGUCCUCCCAGUCAUCCCUGGCCAGCUUGGAAGACACAGGAGAGAGCAGAGAUUCCACCAACGGGGAGAUGGUGUGUCUGGGUGGUAAGAAGUCCGCUGCAACUCGCAUGGUGACCCGACUGAGGAACCCAGACAGCAAGCUGAGCCAGAUGAAGAGCCAGCAGGUGGCUGCUGCCCUCCAUGAAGCCAACAAGGGCUUCAAGGAGGGUAAAGAGAUCCUAGUAGUGAAUGCACAAGGGGAUGUGACCCGUGUCAGCACACGCAGCAAAGACGUGGUGAUGAAGGGCUUGAUCUGUCAGUUCUUCAAACUGGGCCAGGAGGGCAAGUAUCGUGUCUAUCACAACCAGUACAGCACAAAUACCCUGGCCCUCAACAAGCACCAGCACAGAGAGGACCACGACAAAAAACGCCAUCUCUCCCACAAGUUCUGUUUGACACCGGCAGGGGAAUUCAAGUGGAACGGGUCCAUCCACGGUUCUAAGCUGAUCACCAUCUCUACACUGAGACUCACCAUCAUCCAGUUGGAAAACAAUGUGCCAUCACCGUUCAUGCACCCCAACUGGGCCUCACACAGGACCAAUUGGAUCAAAGCAGUUCAGAUGUGCAGCAAGGCCAGAGAGUUUGCUCUGGCUUUGGCCAUCCUGGAGUGUGCCAUCAAGCCUGUGGCAACCAUGCCGGUCUGGAAGGACUCCCUCGGCCACACCAGGUUAAACCGCAUGACUUCAAUGGAGCGUGAGGAGAAAGAGAAAAUCAAGAAGAGGGAGAGGAAGCUUGAGGAUGAGGAGACGAUGCAACAGGCCACCUGGGUCAAAUACACUUUUCCAAUUAAGCACCAGGUGUGGAAACAGAAAGGAGAAGAAUAUCGUGUUACCGGUUACGGAGGUUGGAGUUGGAUCAGUAAAACCUAUAUCCAGAGGUUUCUCCCAAGACUUCCUGGCAACACCAACGCCAACUACCGCAAAGAACUUGAAGAUGCUAAGCUUGGCCUGAAGUGCAGCCUUUUGGAUUUGGGUCAACGGCCCAGUGUCCAUGAACCUGAAUGUCAGGGAGUCUCUGAUGGGAACUUUGGUACCACCACAGUCAACUCAUCUACGCCGACACACAAUCACACCUUAGUUGGGAAUUUGGAGUCCAGCAAAGAGCUGAAAAAGGAGACAAGAGAAGAGACAUCUAAUGAACGGCCUGUGGACCAAUCACCAGCCAAGAUGGAGUUCAAUCCCCAACACUUACAAUCAGAUGAUGAGCAAAUGCCCAGGAUUAAGGAGGAGCCCGUAGACGACCCCCUUCACCCUUUUAACCAUGACGUUGUGGACGUCAGCAAGGGCUUCCUCACCCGCAUCCCUUACAAGAGGGUGAAAGCCUCCAAACUUGACGGCCUGCUGGAGCGGCGAGUGAAGCAGCACGCCAUCGAAGAGCUACAGAGGAGUCAGGAAUCUGCCAGCAAAUCCCCGACUGCUUCAACACCUCCGCUUCACAGCACCCCCGUCAGGCCACGCUCGCCACUUAAGCCCAAGAGUCUGGCGCAGGAGCUGUUCAGAGAGGGUGGGUGUGCCACAGAGGAGCAAACCUCUGGCGGGCCUGCAGACGUGGAGGGUGGCAGUCAGACUCCCAAUGAGGUGGCUUUUUGCCUUUCUUCAAUAGCCAAAGACAAUUGUAGUUCAACAACUGGAGAGGAACCUGCUUCACCCACAAAGCAAAGCAGCAUGCUUUCUUCACAACUGGAGCUCAACUGCGAAGAAAGGACUGUGGGGCCAAAAGAUUGCUGCUCAGAGCAAGAAAGAAGGAUAGACACUCGUAAGGCUGCACUUAUUGAGGUACCUCAUGUGGACUUGUUUAGGACACUCACAAGAAACACUGCCCUUCCUAAAGCAUCCCUCCAAAGCCCAGAGACUUUAGGCUCAAUGGAGCUAGACAUGCAGGCUAAUGGCACGGGGUGUGAUGAACACCUGGAGAGUACUCCUGAACUCUCUCCUCUUUCACUUUCUCCUCUCCCUCAGAUGAACGGUAACGAUGGUUUAGGGAGUCCAAAUAGCACUAACAGUACCAAGGUGACCAGCAUUGGUCAAGGAGAGGAUCAGGGUAAGCAACAAAAGCCUUUGCUUAAUGGGGAUUUGUUUCUUGUGAACAAAAGUAUACACGCCGCAGAAAAGGAGAGCAACAUAACGUCAGAUUUGGACUACCGACCUCCAGUAAAGGUGUUGAAGCUGGAGAACAACAUCGAUGCCCUGACUAAGAGCUCUCCACAGCACAAAUGUGCAGAUGCUAGAGCCACUCCUGCAGUCAAGGUCAUUAGAAUGGCGCCCUCUCCUGUCCCCUCAGCAGAGGAGUCCAGUUUGAGCGAUGAGUUUGCUGAGGAGAAUAGUGAGAGUGGCACGACUACAUUGUCCAAGACCCUGGUCAGGCAAGUAACAACCACCACAACGGUGGUGUCCACAGAGACCAGGACACUGCCACCCAACAGGGAUCCAACGUGCGUGGCAGAGAGCGCGGUGUCCACCCUCACCACCAUGACCAAAACAACCGUGACCAAAAUGUCUUCCUCCAGUCCGUCAGAAGACCGCCAGAGUGAAAUAAUUGCACAGAAACAGGAGACGACCCUCUCAUCCUCUGUCACGAAAUCAACAACGGACCCGAGCGGUACAACCUCAGUCUGGCAUGUAUUCCAGGAAGACUCCACAACCAGAGGCCGCGUGCGCCUCCUUAAAUUCUCCCACGCCAAGAAGAUGCGCUCCGACACUGCCCUUCCUUCCUAUCGCAAGUUUGUCACCAAGAGCGAGCGCAAAAGCAUUUUUGUGUUGCCGUACGACAGCUUGAAGGUGCUGGCGAGGCGGGGGGGAUUACGUGAGGUGCCCGUCUUUAACUAUAACGCCAAACCAGCCCAGGAUAUAUGGCCGUAUCCUUCACCUCGACCCACCUUUGGCAUCACCUGGCGAUACCGCUUGCAGACAGUGAAGACGUUGGCGGGUGUGAGUCUGAUGCUGAGAUUGCUGUGGGCUUGUUUAAGAUGGGACGAGAUGGCCGUCAAGCCCUCUGCGGCUGUCAGCACCGCACGGACAGAGACAUCAGACACUGAAAUCACCACCACGGAGAUCAUCAAGCGUCGUGACGUGGGACCCAACAGCAUUCGUUCGGAGUACUGCAUCCGCAAAAUUGUCUGGCCCCUUGGGGCUCCUGAGACCCCCAAAGAGACCCACACCCCACAGAGGAAGGGUCUGCGCUCCAGUGCCUUGCGGCCCAAGAAGCCCGAGCCUGCCAAGCAGACGGGUCCAGUGGUGAUGGAGACCUGGGUUGCUGAGGAAGAACUGGACCUGUGGGAGAUCAGAGCAUUCUCAGAGAGGGUGGAGAAAGAAAAAGCUCAAGCAGCUGAACAAGCUAAGAAACGUCUGGAGCAGAAACCAGGCUCGGUCACGGCUACUCCCACAGGAACUCCCGCAACACCCGUGGUGACACCGAAGGCCGUGGUGGGUUCGACGCCAGGACAGGGAACUGCAAGCGCUAAGGUGGUGCUGACCUCCAAGGUGGGCGGCCCGGUCAAAUAUCAGCAGAACAAGAACUUCCAGCAAUCGUUUGCCACUUGGAUUAAACAGGGCCAAGGAACACAAGUGGGCACAGAGGCCACUGUGGCCGCAGCUGGCGGGCACACCUUUCAGAUUACUGAAACCACAGUGGAUGGAAAGGUGGUGACCACCAAGGUGCCGCUUCCAGCCAACAGCAAGAUCAUCACAGUCAACAUACCAACGUCACAAGGAGGAGUUGUGCAGCAGAAGGUGCUCGGUAUCAUCCCGUCCAGUACAGCGGCUGGUGCUCGCACCUUUUCAGCGUUACAGCCACGCUGCAUCCGACCUGGUCUCCCGGGCUCCCAUCAACCGAUCCGUCCGAAGACAGUGACCGGCGCUCUGGGGAAGACACCCCUUGUGGUCCAGCAAGGUCAACAAGUAGUGACUCAGAUCCUACAAGGCCAGGCAGUGUCCCCCUCGGUGACUGGAGCCAGCCCGGUUGCCACGGUUACCGGCCAGGUGGCAGCCAGCCCCACUACGACAUCCGGCCAGGUGAAACUCACCUUGUCGCAGCUGGCUCAGCUAACGCAGUCUUCACAGAAGCAGCAGGCCGGCUCAGGUGUGGACCGCCAGCCAGGUGUGGGCGGCACUCACCAGGCUGUGACUCUGAUGAUCCAUGGUCAGGGCCAGACCACUGGCCAGCUUCAGGUCAUACCUCACGGCAUCACCGUCAUCCCCGGUCCUGGCCAGCAGCUCAUGCAGGCCACACUGCCCAACGGUCAGGUGCAGCGUUUCUUGUUCACGCCGCCGUCCACCGUGGCCACGCCCACCUCCAACGCAGCCACCACACCCUCCGGUCAGCCCAACUCGGACUCCAGCAAAACACCAGCCCAGCCUGCUCAACGGGCAGCCGCCCCCGUCCAGCCGGGGGUGGCCGCCCUGACCACUAGCAGCACGCCACAAGGCCAGUUACCCUCACAGACGCAGGCCCACAUGCCCAUUCAGUCUCCCACCUCGCUGCAGGCGGGAAGUGCCAAGACACCCCAGCUCAUCGUGUCUGGGCUGCAGCAGCAGGUCCAGGUGCUGGCCCAGCUGCAGACUCCCAGUGGCACAUCUGUACCGCAGCACUUCAAACUGCAGCUGCCUGUUCACAUACAACAGACCAAGUCAGCUCAGGGAGGAGAGAUGGGGAACGUGGUGACCAUCCAGGCGGCGUCCAUACAGGAGCAGCUCCAGAGGAUCCAACAGCUCCGAGAGCAGCAGAAGAAGAAGAAGAAACAAGCCGCAGAAGCCAAGAAAGAGCAAGCCCUCAACUCUGUCAGCCAGAGAGACCUGAUUCAGAAACAGGUUGUAACCAAGCAGAAUGCUUUCAUUGAAUAUCUCAAGCAGAAGAAGACUGUCACACCUGAGGAGAAAGAAGAGAAUCAGAGAAUGAUCGUGUGCAACCAGGUGAUGAAGUUCCUGUUGGACCGCAUAGACCGAGAUGAGAGGCAGGACGCCAACAGGAAGAAGAAGGAGAAGGUGGUGGAAUCCAAGAAGAGGCUGGCCAAAGCCAACAAGCUGGCCGCGCUUCUUCAUCGCCACAAAGAGAGCCUGAAGAAUGAGAUCUUGAAGAAGCGGGCGCUGCUUGAUGAGAGGCUUCGUCUGGAGGCGCAGGGGGAGCUAAAGAUGGACCUUGUAAGGAUCCGCAGGGAGAAGGAGAGAGCUCAGGCUGCAGCCCAGCAGGCUCUCAGGCAGCAGCGAGUACAGAGCAUAAGCACUCAGCAGCAGCAGCAGCAGCAGCACGCCACCACGCACAAGAGGAAGCGUGACGAGGACAGGGAGUUGACCACCUCGGCCAAGUCCAAGAAGAAAAAGAUGAUCUCCACCAGCAGUAGCAAGGAGAGCAAGAAGGACACCAAAGUCUACUGUGUCUGCAAGACGCCUUACGACCAAACCAAGUUCUACAUCGGCUGCGACCUGUGCACCAACUGGUACCACGGGGAGUGCGUGGGAGUGACGGAGAAAGAAGCCCAGGACAUGGAAGACUACAUCUGUGUGGAGUGCAAACAGAGCACCAAGGAGGAGCUCUACUGCAUCUGUCACACACCCUAUGAUGAAUCACAGUUCUACAUUGGCUGUGAUCGCUGUCAGAACUGGUACCACGGUCGCUGCGUGGGCAUCCUGCAGAGCGAGGCCAACCACAUCGACGAGUACGUGUGCCCGCAGUGCCAGUCCACGGAGGACGCCAUGACGGUCCUCACGCCACUCACGGAAAAAGACUAUGAAGGCCUGCGGAGGAUAAUGCGCUCUUUAAUGGCCCACAAGAUGGCGUGGCCCUUCCUGGAGCCAGUAGACAAGAACGACGCCCCAGACUACUACAAAGUGAUCAAGGAACCAAUGGGCAUGAGGGCCUGCAACGUAUUCAUGAGGGCCUGCAUCGUAUUCAUGAGGGCCUGCUGGCUGCAACACUUGGUUUAG
Messenger RNA from Entelurus aequoreus (snake pipefish), 8159 nucleotides. RefSeq names its product nucleosome-remodeling factor subunit BPTF-like. NCBI's taxonomy places the organism in Eukaryota, Metazoa, Chordata, Actinopteri, Syngnathiformes, Syngnathidae. The record is from RefSeq and is a predicted model, not a curated record. Gene Ontology annotation, biological process: regulation of transcription by RNA polymerase II. The transcript has 34 exons. Gene Ontology annotation, cellular component: NURF complex. Gene Ontology annotation, molecular function: RNA polymerase II cis-regulatory region sequence-specific DNA binding. Bases 231 to 8159 code for a protein of 2642 amino acids.